This is a messenger RNA of Nothobranchius furzeri (turquoise killifish), 4675 nucleotides long. It is a transcript of the gene spdl1, whose product is annotated as spindle apparatus coiled-coil protein 1. Gene Ontology annotation, cellular component: outer kinetochore; spindle pole. Gene Ontology annotation, biological process: mitotic spindle assembly checkpoint signaling; establishment of mitotic spindle orientation; mitotic metaphase chromosome alignment. Gene Ontology annotation, molecular function: kinetochore binding. NCBI's taxonomy places the organism in Eukaryota, Metazoa, Chordata, Actinopteri, Cyprinodontiformes, Nothobranchiidae. The record is from RefSeq and is a predicted model, not a curated record.
UUUCACCGGAAGACGUGUCGUUUGAAUCAGGAUAUCGCGAUAUUUCACGGACGGACGGAAACGGAAUUCAAAACUAGGCGCUCCAACCGGCGACAUCUGCGUAAAACGAUGGCAGCAGAGGAGCUGGAGCUGCUGAGGAACCGUCUGAGGGAGCAGGAGGAGCAGGUCCGCAAGGCCGCUCAGGCUGGCCUGGGUCUGCUUAACCAGCAGGUGGAGCUACAGAGCCAGCUGGAUGAGCAGAGGGUGGAGAUGACCAAAACCAUUGAGGCUCUUGAGCAAGACAAGUACUCCCUACAGAGGGAGCUGGAUCUAAAAACCCAAAUGUUAGAGUUUCUUCAGUCCGACUACGAGACGUUCAAAAAGCAACAGAAGCAGACGCUUGAUGAGCAUCAGGAACAUCUGGAGAGGAGUCACAACAUGGCCCUGAGCGAGCUCCACAACAAGAUUCUGAAGAUGCAGUCUGCUCUGGAGGAAUCCCAGCUGAUGGAGAAACAGCUGAAGCACAAGCUGGAGGUCCAAACGGAGACACUUAACAACAAGGUGGAGGAGCUCCGAGCUGUCAACGACCGUAGCCAGACUCUCGUGCCGUCUGAGAUGAUGGAGGUGCAGAUUUCUGAGCUGGAGAAUAGGAAGGUGGAGCUGGAGCAGACUCUGCAGGAGAGUCUGUGCCGAGAGCAGCAGGUGGAGCUGAGAGCCUGCAGCCUGCAGCGCCAGCUGGAGCGACUCACAGAGGAGAAGGAGGAGAGAGAGAGAGAAGCUGUGUCCUGCUUUAAUGCCUUAGAGAAAUCUCGAGAAGUGAACCGAGACCUCCAGAUCCAGUUGGAUCAGGUUCUUCAGCAGGCCCAGGAUCCAAACAGUAAGGGGAACUCGCUGUUCGCUGAGCUGGAGGACAAGAGAGCUGAGAUGGAGAAACAGCUCAUCAGCAUGAAGGUUCAGUACCAGUCCCUGCAGAAGCACCAUGCCUUCAGCAAGCAGCAGAUGCAGCGCAUGAAGAUCCAGAUAGCCACUCUGAUGCAGCUGCUGGGUUCUAAAGCUGACUCGGACCAGGUGGAGAGACUGCAGGACAUGUUGUCGGAGAAGAAUGAAGAGAUCCAGAAUCUGAAUGCUAAACUCCAGAGACUGGAGAGGUCAGAGAUCCUGUUAAAAGCCCACUCAGCCAGUCAGUCUCCAGCAGGGAACUCUGAUGGUCCAGAUGAGACCUACUACACUGACCUUCUCAGAAUGAAGCUCAGCAACAGCGAGAAAGAUGUCGAGCGUUUAGGAGACGAGCUUUCCCGGCAGAGGAUGAAGUCUCUGUCUGAGAGUCAGAGAGCGCUGCAGCUGGAGAGGAAGCUGUUCAAGUCUGAGCAGCUGCUGAAGCAGGCUCAGAGUGACAAGUUAAAGCUGCAGCUGCGUGUGGAAGAGCUUCAAUACAAAUAUGAACCCAAAGAGGUGGAAAAUAACCCUGUCCAGAGGAAAAGGAGGGAGAAGCUUCCUGUGGACAUCCCUGCCCCCCCUGAAGGCAUUGCUCGUGGUGAGCAGAUGGCUGCUGUGGAAGUGACGGACUCAAAAACAGCUGACUUGGAGGCCGUUGAGACAAACCGCUGCUCAGAAGCUUCAGGGUCAGACCCGCGACCUGCCAAGUGUGUGAGGAUCAGCGUUGAAGACUCGGAUGUGACUGACAGUCGUCCUUUACCUAAAGAGAACCAGCAGCAGAAUGAGCGGAAGGAGGGACGACGGAGGAGGCUCCAGCCCGUGGAGGUGAUUCAUGUGAAGUCCAACAACAGCAUGGAGAACCAGUGUGCUCAGCAGUGAAGAUGGGGAUGGCUCUUUUAGUGGCGGCUGGCCACUAGAGGGCAAUAGGGUGCCGCCCCCCAGUUUUCCCCAAUGUUUUUAAUUUUGAUUUAAAAAAUAUAUAAAUAAAAUUAACAAUAAUCACAUUCUAAGUUAAUUGUGUGUUUUGUAACAAAAACAAAUUAUACAUAUAUAUAUAUAAUUGGUGAGAAGCUCCCUGCCAAGUGGUGGAGGCGACAGAAAGAUGCCCAAACAGCAGUGAAGCAGCCAGCCAAUAGCUGACAAGAAAAUCAAAGGUAUAGGAGUGGGAAUGCAUCCAAUCAGCGACGUCGAUUCGGAAGCCGAAGGUCGAUAGAGCUACCUCCCAAGGCUGUUGUUGAUGUUCGGGUUGAGCUCGACAGUCUCGACUACUCGAGCAAGGUAUUUGGUCGUGACGCAGAUGCAGUGAUGGACGUGAGUGGGCCUACAACAAGCAUGGAUACCGGAUCUGAGCAGCCACUGAAUUCAGUUCGGUCUCUUCUCCAGUAUCCGUUCGAGAGAACAAUGGUUGAAAAACUUAAUGUCAAAGAGCUUGGACCAGAUCAGCCCGACGUAAAGAUAAGCCAGCAGGACAAGGAGAGAGGUAAACUGUACACUCGAGGCUUCUCUCGAAACUGGUACACCAGGAAGGCUUGGCUAGCUGGAUGCGAUCACGCUAAUGCGUUAUUUUGCUUUCCGUGUUUGUUAUUCCAAACGACUGGGACAGAUAAGGUAUGGAUGAGUCAGGAGUUACAGACAUGAAACAUUUUUCUGAGAAGGUGAAGAAACACGAGUCAUCCCGGGCACACAUGGACAACAACACGGUGAAGCUAGCCAUGCUAGGCAGAGCUCACAUUGCCAUGCAGCUCAACAAGGGCACAGGCUUGCAGUGAAGAAACACAAUGAAGAAGUGGAUCGGAACCGGCACAUUUUGUCCAAGAUAAUUGACUGUGUAAAAUUUUGUGGAGCAUUUGAGCUGGCUUUGCGUGGCCAUGAUGAGACUGAAUCCUCAGACAACCCGGGCGUCUUCAGGGGCCUAGUGGAUCUGGUUGCUCCACUUGAUAAUGUGUUGGAGGAUCAUCUGAAGACGGCGACACUUUAUAAAGGCACCUCAAAGACCAUGCAGAACGAGCUGUUGGACUGUAUGUUGUCAGUUAUUAAAACCCACAUUCUUGGAGAGGUGAACAAUGCAGAUUAUCUUGCUAUUCAGGCAGACUACUGACAUUUCCACCUGCUGCCAGUUGGUGCUUGUGUUACGGUAUCUCGACAGUCAGAACAGCAUUCAAGAGCGUUUUCUCGAGUUCAUCCCUCUUCAGAAUGCAACCGCUGACACUAUUUCUACAGCGCUGUUGGAGAGGCUGAGCAAGAUCAUCCCUGCUGGAAAAUAGGGAAAACUAAUUGCCCAGGCCUAUGAUGGGGCUGCAGUGAUGAGGGGAGCCACAGGUGGAAUGCAGUGUAAGGUGAAUGAUGUGUACACAAGUGCACACUACAUCCACUGCUAUGCCCGUCAGCUGAACCUCAUCAUGCAACAGGCAACUUCACACAUCUGCAGGAUCAGAACUUUCUUUUCAGACCUUGGUGGAUUUGCUGCUUUCUUCUCCCGGUCAUUCAAGCAAACCGCUGUGCUUGAUCAAGUGGUGGCACACAGACUUCCAGCAACUUCAGCAACCAGGUGGAACUUCCACAGUCGUGCUGUCAACACAGUGUAUGAGCACAAGGAUGACCUCCUCAGAUGAUCAGAGACUCUGAUGACUUUGUUCCAAUCACUGAGAGAGAGGCAGGACGCAGGAGGCGUUGUGAGAAUGCUGGAGGAAGAAGAUUACUGCUUUCUGCUGGCAUUGUUUCACAAGAUCACGCCACAUGUGGACAUGCUGUUCAACCAGCUGCAGAAGAGGAACAUUGACUCGGUCUACAUCACAGGGGUCAUCUAGAGCUUCACCAACAGCAUGCAACAGAUCAGGUACAUACUUGUUUAUUUAAUAUUAUUGUGAUGAAAUUCUCCAGUAUGUUAGUUUCACAAACAGUAAUGUGGAUGUGGAACUUGUGUCUCAUUAGGGACUCCAUUCAUUCUCUGACUGAGGAAUGCAGCGCAUCAAUGCAACAGCAGCCAACAAAGAAACGGAGGACAUUUGGACAGGGAGAACAGCAGCUGGGUGCAGAGGUUUGUGACACCAUCCUUUUACCAAGCACCUCGUUGCUGCCACUCUGCUACAAAGUGACUUGUUUGUGCAACACACAGCACAGUUCCCAGAUGCAGCACUGGCGACCGCUGUAGAGGCCUACCCCAUGCUGAACAAAGCUAAGCUCAGAACAGAGCUAUUCCUCAUCUAUGAGAACCAUGAGUUCAGGGCUUGCAUUGGUGCACUGACUCCCUUCCAGUUUUUCAUGAAGAACAAUCUUCAAAGCACGUUCACAGAGACUGUCACUCUUUUGGAGAUUCUUGUCACCACACCCAUGACCACAGCCGAAUCAGAAAGGUGCCUUUCUACUUUAAAGAGGAUUAAGACUUUCCUUGAGGAACACCAUGACACAGGAUGGGCUGAAUGCUCUUGCCAUGCUCUCCAUGGAAAAACAAGCCUGUCACAAACAUUCCUGACUUCAAUAAAAAGGUCAUCGAGAGCUUUGCCACUCAGAAGGACAGAAGGGCAAAAUUUCUGUACAAAUGAGGUAUCACACACACACACAAACACACACACACACACACACAUGCAUCCACUUGAUCUUUGUAUAAAGUUGACCUUGGCACAACACUCCAGAAAUAUUUAACAGUGUAAAUUUCUGGCAUUUUGUCUAAGUAGUGUUUACUACCAUUACUGUAACAGUGACCUGCUCAUAAUGUUUGGUGUUCACUCAAAUGUUGAAAUUAAACAAAAUGUUUUUGUUA